Molecule: messenger RNA, 3055 nt
Organism: Cyprinodon variegatus (sheepshead minnow)
Lineage: Eukaryota; Metazoa; Chordata; Actinopteri; Cyprinodontiformes; Cyprinodontidae
Product: G-protein coupled receptor 4-like
Exons: 3
Coding region: 266-1267 (333 amino acids)
Biological process (GO): G protein-coupled receptor signaling pathway
Cellular component (GO): membrane
Molecular function (GO): G protein-coupled receptor activity
Source: RefSeq, a predicted model, not a curated record
CCAGCUUUCUUGAGCUCAGGUCACCCAUUUGCAGAGAAUAGGACCACACUUUUGGACUCAGUCUCAUUCCCAGAGCUUUAAUUGGUUUUAUUUUCAUUGAUGGAUCCAAGAUGCUUUGAAGAUCCGUUCUCCAUUCCUGGAUGGAUUUAUGAAUUCUACAAGAUGAAUGCAUUAAGUUCCCAUUUUCCUUGAGUGAGUAAAUGGUUACCUUAGAGCUAAGGCCUCAUCUCAUAGGUCCUAUGUCAGAUGCUUAACCAACAGAGACAUGUCCAAUGACACUUGCAACCUGCCCCUGGACACCGACAUCUUUGGACUGACCUGUGUCUAUGGUGUCAUUUUUUCCUUGGGCCUGCCCAGUAACCUGUUGUCUCUAUGGGGCUUGUACCACCUUGGUCGCUCAGGUGCGGGAGGCUGUCAGCUCGUCUACAUCCUCAACCUGCUGCUGUCAGACCUUCUCCAGCUGCUAACUCUGCCCCUUUGGAUCCUGUAUCUCCAGGGCCCUCACCGCUGGCCCUAUGGCCGACUGACCUGCGAGCUGGUUGGCUACGUGUUUUAUGGGAACGUCUAUGCCAGCGUUAUGUUCCUUUGCCUGAUCGCUAUGGAUCGCUUUCUGGCUAUUGUCUAUCCACUCAGCAGCCGCAGGGUACGGACAGUAAAGGUUUCAGCUCUGUUGGGCAUAGCUGUGUGGAUCCUAACCUUUCUGUUCUGCCUGAGUGGGCUGCUGCCAUCUGUGUUUGACUCUGACCGGCUGUUGUGUCUGGAAAAGUAUCCAGUCAGCCCCAGAUAUGCUCACUUUAAGAUCAUUACUGCCGUUCUGGGCUUUCUACUGCCAUGUGCUAUUCUAGGGUACACCUCAGCACAUAUUGGGGUGACACUACGGCGGUCUCCAUCUCUCACCAACCAUGAGCGCUAUAAAAUUGUAGGGAUCUUGGUUGUGAUUACUUUCAACUUCAUAGUUGUCUUUGGACCCUACCACCUGGUGGGGGGUUACAGGUUUGUUUCCCUGCUGCGGACAGAUGACCCGUGCCCAUUUGAGCAGUCGAUUUUCUAUGUCUACCGCCUCUGCUAUGGCCUGACCAGCCUCAACACUCUCCUGGAUCCCCUUUUUUACAUCUUCCUCUGCCCUGAUGCUCGGCUAGAGCUGCAGAGAUCCCUGCCCUGUCUGAGAAGAGGACAAACCAACCAUAAGAACAUGAUGAUGAGUACCAGACUCCACCUGGACAAACUGAAGGAGAACGAAAACAGACAUAACUUUGUAACUAUUUAAACUGGACAGACCAUGUAUAAUCAGAUUUUAAAUCAAGGCGAUGGCGCCAUCUGCUGGAUAAUUGCAUUUUCUUGCUCUUUUAAUUUGAAAAACAAUUUCUGUUUCCUUAAAAAAAACAUAAAUAAGCACCUGUAAAGUACAAAAAAUGUGUGAAAGGAUGUUUAACUUUGUUCCUCUAAUACAGUUAUUGAAUGCAAUACGGGGUUUUCUGUCAUGAGUGACCUCUUAAGGGUCACAUCACUGCACUUUAGUUUGAGCUUGACCAGUCCACUCCAAAACAUUCUUAUAGAUGGAUUAGAAGUGGACUUACUGGUUUUUAUUUAUUGUUCUGUUACAAAAAAUAAGCACCUAAGUUUAAAGUCAGAAAGUGAUGAUCUUGACAUUCUCCUUAGGAAUUUUCUUCAGUUGAGCCGAAUUCAAGACCCUAUCACUUUCGCCAAAUUGUCCUGAAGUAGAAAAGGUGACAUAUCAUCAUACUUCAACCAAAAUCUUUUAAUAUUGGCAUAGUGUUCCUUUUCUCAAGUGCUGUUUGUUUUACAGUUUACAAAAAACAAAAAUAUUUUAUUAUUAUUAUUAUUAUUCAAUAACUCUCCAUGAUUAUCAAGAAGUUUAGGAAACGUUUCUUCUCAGGCUCUCUUUUUAAUUAUUCAAUCACGAACCUCAACCGAUUAACUGAGGCAGAGCUGAAGAUGUUCCGGGUUCUUUUGUGACGUCCUGGACGAGUCACCGCUAUGUUCUUGGAGUAAGCUGGAAACUUAAGAGAAGUUUAAUAGCUUUUCCAUGUUUUCUUUUUAUUUUGUGGAUAUUUGCUCCCACUGUGGUGCACUGGAACCCCAGACUUCGGAAAUGGCUCUGUAAUGUUUCUAGAAUGAUGCAUAUUUUGAGCUUUCUUUAUCUGGUUUUAAAUGUAUCUAAAUCAAUGCAUAAAGUUCUGCUCUUUGAGAUCACUAAGACAACUUCAUGUAUUCAAACAGACUCCAUGUCAAGGGGUUUCUUAAUUCUACAGAUCUGCAUGCAAUAACACAUGGAUAGAAGUUAAAGUUAACUUAUGUUUGAUUGAUAUUUUGUAGGAUUAAGAGGGUACAUAAGAGAAGGACUGAACUAUAAAGUCAGAAUCCAUAGCAAAUGGUAAAUAAAUACUUACCUGUGUUUUUUUUUUUUUUUUGGUUGAAUGGAAAAAGAUAUUUUCAUUAAAUAUUUUGUUGCUAGUUCUAAAUUGUACUUGUUGGUUGUUACUUGUUUGUAAAGAGUGUCCAAAAAUGACUGUGCAAACACAACUGAGACUGCUGACAUGAUGCUUUUACAGCAGCGUGGCAAUGAGUGGUGCUUUCCUGCAGCAUCCUCCACUCUGCUUUACAGACAUUUGUUUUCUCCAUUAUUUUUCUCUUCCACAUUAAAGAACAUCAAUUUAGGGUUAACUAUUUAAGGCUCUUGCAUGAGGACUCUUAUCACUCUGGGUCCAUAAGCAAGAUCCUAUAUACUAUUAAGGGAUAUUCCUCUUUCUCUAAAUAAAAUGAAUUAUUUGUGGUUGGAUUUUGUGUGUUGUAUGUUACAUUAAAAGAAAUCCACGCUUCACUUUUUUUAAUACAGAUUUAUACAUGUAAUUAGCAACAAUGAAAAAUAUGAACAUACCAUGAAUGAGAAUAAGUUUUACAUUACAAAUCAUUACAAGGAGGUCAACAUACUUAAUAAAAAAUGCAAAAGAGGUUGGUUGCAUGAGCACUUUCAGGCACUGAUAAGAUGUAUGAUGGGACAACAUAGGCGUCUUUGACCUGUGGCUGUCUGUAC